Molecule: messenger RNA, 1205 nt
Organism: Paramecium pentaurelia
Lineage: Eukaryota; Ciliophora; Oligohymenophorea; Peniculida; Parameciidae
Source: the annotation of a GenBank genome assembly
UAUGGGAGCUACAUGUUGUGCUGCUAAAUAACUUGGAAAUACCGAGAUAACUAACGCUGCUCCUGAAGAAUUCAAUCAAUAAAUUGAUAAUGAAAAACCUUAAGAAGCAAAUCAUUAAAACGAAGAACUAGAACACGUGAAACUGGUUAAAGAACCUCCCCAUAUACCAGUCGAAGAACCAGCUCCAGGGAAUCCACCAGAUGAUGUAUUUAAUGUCUUACCUCUUAGGCCUCAAGAGAAAAAUAGAGAUAAAUGAUAGCUAUUCAUGGUCCUAACCCUGAAGAUGCAAAACCAUAUGAAAAAGUACCCUUAAUAGAAAAUGAUAUGGUACGUAAGACUCUAGAAAAACUUGGAGAAUAUCGAUACGAUCCUGAAUCACUUCAAAAGUUUGCAGAUUGCAUUGAACUAGAACCUUAUGUAUUAAUUAAUUGUUAACUUAUAGUAAUUUGAGAAUGGGGCUAUAUAUGUUGGGCAAUGGAAAAAUCAUCAAAGAUGGGGAAGAGGUAAAUAAUACUGGCCUGAUGGUUCCAUUUAUGAAGGAUUUUGGUGUGUUCAUACUGCUAAUGGAAAAGGAAGAUUGAUUCAUGCAGAUGGUGAUGCUUAUGUAUUAUAUUAUUUAAACAUAGGAUGGUGAUUGGGUAGAUGAUAGAGCUUAAGGAUAAGGAACUUAUUAUCAUGUUGAUGGAGCUAAAUAUGAAGGAGAUUGGUUAGAAGAUUAAUAACAUGGUAAAGGAACUGAAAUGUGGCCAGAUGGAGCUUAAUACAUUGGAAGUUACGUUAAUGGUAAGAAAGAUGGAAAAGGAAAAUUUAAAUGGAGUGACGGAGCAACUUAUGAAGGAGAUUUCAGAGAUAAUAAUAUUGAAGGUAUUUUUAUAUUUUUUAAAUCUCUAGGAUAUGGAGAAUAUAUUUGGGCUGAUGGAAGAAAAUAUAAAGGACAAUGGUAAAAUAACAAAAUGCAUGGAAAGGGAGAUUUUAAUUGGCCAGAUGGAAAAUAAUAUAGUGGUAUUCUCUUAUUUUAAAUUAUUAGGUGAUUAUGUGGAAGAUAAGAAAGAAGGUUACGGGGUCUUUAAAUGGUCUGAUGGAAAAUAAUAUAAAGGCUAUUGGAAGGAUGGUAAAUAGCAUGGCAAAGGAAUUCUAGUUGAUAAAGAUUAAAGGGAAGUUGAAGCUGAAUGGGUUGAAGGAAAAAGAGUCAGACAAGAUUGAUU